AAGAAAAAUGGAAUGGACCCAAGGUGAGUGUAGAUGGGGGACCCGGCUCGACCCAAAAGAUGCCCUAAACCCUCACAGUCACAGUUUGAGUUGGUUUUACGAGGAUUCUUUUGGCGAACUUUGCAGACCAAAGCGAAGACCGAAAACAAAACAUCAUCUCCAACCUCCCCACUCAACACAAACCCCAAAGCCUCACUGUUUCAGCUGUUCAAAUUAUUCCCCAAAGUAAACCCAAUGGCUGAUAACGCAGUUUCAGAAGAAGCCUCCAUGGAUGGCCACCGACUCAAGCUUGCCUCCAUUCCCGCCACCGACUCCACUGUCUGGGCCGAUGCUUCGCCUCUCCUUCAAGCCGCCUGUGCAGGUCUUAGAGAUGGAGAGCUCAUUCGUGGGGACAAUUUCAAUCUUUUUGCUGCCAUGUCUGCUUUAGAGAUAAUGGAUCCAAAGAUGGAUUCAGGUAUUGUCCGUACAUACUAUUCUAUUGAUGAGGCCAUUGAACAUGGUGCUGCUCCUAUUCCUAUUAGCCUUGACAGCACUAUUGAUGUCCAAUGCACUAUUGAUAUCAUGGACCAUCUUCUAGCUUGUGAGGCAGCAUGGCAUAAGGGUCAUUCCUUGGCACAAACUGUCUCUUGCGUCUAUCUUCUGAGGCUUGAUAGGACUGCUCCACAUGCCUUACUUCAUUCUUAUUGCAGACUUAUACGCGCAACCUGCAAGGCAGUAGUGUCAGUGGUUUCAGUUGCCCGUACACAUGAAGAGGAGGAUCUUUUUACAAUGACAUAUGGUCUUCCUUUAAAUGGGGAUGGAGAUGAUAAGUGCUUGUCAAUAUUAAAUGCUGUUGAAGAGACAAUAUCUCGCCAGUUACGUGCAUGUAAAGCUGCAUCAUCAAAAAGAAGAUUACCAGAAGAUUUGGAGCCAUUACAGUCCAAUCCCAAUCUGGAAGAAGGAUUCUGCAAAGCUUUGUUGUGCCGUUUACGCUUUCGUAAGCAUUUUUUCCACAUCCUUGCCUGCAUGAAACGACCUCAGGGGAGAGGUCUGGAGUCAGCUAGAAAACAUAUAGCUUCCUGCAUGACAGAGCUGGAGUCCAUUCUAAAAUCAGCAGACUUUAUAAGGUCUUGUUUUGGCGAAUUUUGUGAAGGUGAUAUAGAUGACAAAACUACUGCUUCAGGUCGUGAACCAAUUGGAUUUGAUGCUAUGCUAAACAGUAGAUUAUCUGCCCCCACGCCACCACGUGCAAUUAGAAUUCUUAGUUGGAAAAAGGCGGUUGAGUAUUUUGUAAAACUUCUACAUGAUCUCGAUGUUAUUUGCUCUUACUCAUUGGAUCCUCAUUUAGAAAGUCUUCUGCACUUUGUGGUUCAGUUCCAGAAAUCUCAACCUGAUUUGGUGGCACGAUCUCAUCUGCAGCUUCUGUUGGUUCAAGAUGGGAAACUCUAUGGACGCGAUCCUUUCUUUGCAGUGAUAACUAAAGUUGCAGCAUUGCCUGAAGCCACUAAAAACCAUGAUAUUCAGAAGAAUGAAUCUAUUCUGCAACUAGGAAUGUUGGUAAUGAAUUUGCUCAAAAUACUUUGUACAAAUGCUGCCUGGCAGAGGCGUAAGCUUGGGAAAUUUUUGCAAGAUUGGCGUGUUAUCUAUGUACAGCUUGAGCUUGCUUUCAGAAACAAGUUUGGAGAAGUCUCAAGCAGCAGUUCAAAUGAUGAGAAUAUAUGCAUGAAAAUAUUCCAACAUAUCCUUCUUUGGGUGGAAGAGCAAACGUAUUGGAUAACUUUUCGAUUUCUCAUAUUGGGUUUUGAAUUGGACCUUUAUUCUACGAGUGAAUACUGCAUGGUAUAUUGGUACUUGUAUGCUGUCUUAAUAAAACUUGCAGAGAAAACUCAUCUUAAGAUGGCUGGCAGCUAUGACACAGCUAAACGGAAGGGGAAGAAGAAAAAAGAUUCUCCUAAAGAUUUGGCUAGGGAAUCACGGAUCCCGUCGGCAGUCAUGUUCCUUCAAUGCUAUAUAUGUCUUGCUGAAGGACUUACAAUGAUGCUUGCUGCUUUGAGGAAUGAAAUCUCCCUCUUCCAGAGUCCAGGACCUUUUAAUACCGAGCAGGAGAAAUUUGCUCAGCAUUUUGAGCUUUUUCAAAGAGCCUGCAUUCCUGAUAAUGUUUCGUAUCUGUCAUACAAGGAAUCAACAACUCAUGCUCGUUUUUCUACACUAGCAAUGUAUAAUUACUUCAAGGAUGCUCAGAGGAUUGCGAAGGAGGUGAAGAGUAGUUUCUCGAAUGAUCCAGAGAGAUUAAUGGAACUCCGAAAACUAGAGCAGGUAGCAGAACACAACAGUGUUGCUCAAAAUCUGAUAUGCCGGUUAGGAGCACUUGACCCAUCACUGAAGGUGACUUUUGAGUUGAGCCAUCAUCCAUUCUUUGCAACUGUUGUUGUCAAGAGAUCUUGAAGGCUUGGUGAUCUCUGCCAAUUUUGAAAUACUUUAUACAUAGGCGUUUGAGUCCCCUGUGUGUAGCAAUUGUAAUAUUAGUAUGCUUUGAAUCGAUGCUUUUUUUUUAUUAUAUGAAUAAUUUAAUUGGAAAUUUAAAGCCAAAAAAAUAAACACAUUGUUUUUA
Molecule: messenger RNA, 2590 nt
Organism: Hibiscus syriacus
Lineage: Eukaryota; Viridiplantae; Streptophyta; Magnoliopsida; Malvales; Malvaceae
Product: N-alpha-acetyltransferase 35, NatC auxiliary subunit-like
Biological process (GO): N-terminal peptidyl-methionine acetylation
Cellular component (GO): NatC complex
Source: RefSeq, a predicted model, not a curated record